GAAAAGGAGAUGAGCAGAUUUCCCUGCUUCACCGCAGUGUUGCUCUGCGCGUUUGGACUGCAGCGCACGAAGCAGACGUGGCUCACCACCUGCUUAGCACUAACUUCCUCUUCAGGAGCCGGGCACUUCAGGAUGGCAGAGACCUGGCCCACCUUCACUGUCGAACUGUCAGCGCCUGUUGUUAAAAAGCACACUUGCUGGUAGCUGGGAUCAUGGCCUCAGUGUGAACAGGCGGUGUGAAUCGCCCCACAGGAGAACCCUGUGGGCAGCCGGUGAGUCUUCUCCUGUAGACCGUCUAGCCCCCGGGGAGCUUAGACAUCACCGUGUUGGUGACCAGGGGCGCUCUGGUGUCUGAAGAAGCUGUAAAUGAGGUCCUGAAAUGUCAACUGAAGGCAGAAGUCCUUUUCUUCAUUGAGAACUGUCCAGAGCUGGCUCAGGUUAAUGUGACAGCGUCAGGCGGGUCCACAGCCCUCCCUCUGCCCCACCUGUCCAGGGCACCGAGAGUGGGGACAUGGAGGAGAGUAAGAAUGAGGCCACGAACCGGGCCCACGUCCUCUUUGACCGCUUCGUGCAGGCCACCACCUGCAAGGGGACCCUCAAGGCCUUCCAAGAGCUUUGCGACCAUCUGGAACUGAAGCCGAAGGACCACCGCUCCUUUUAUCACAAGCUCAAGUCCAAGCUUAACUACUGGAAAGCCAAGGCCCUCUGGGCAAAGCUGGACAAGCGGGGCAGCCACAAAGACUACAAGAAGGGAAAGGUGUGCACGAACACCAAGUGUCUCAUCAUUGGAGCCGGCCCCUGCGGUCUCCGCACAGCCAUCGAUUUGUCCUUGCUGGGAGCUAAGGUGGUCGUCGUUGAGAAGCGAGACGCCUUCUCCCGCAACAACGUCUUGCACCUCUGGCCGUUCACCAUACAUGACCUACGAGGUCUGGGUGCCAAGAAGUUCUAUGGCAAGUUCUGUGCUGGGGCCAUCGACCACAUCAGUAUCCGUCAGCUUCAGCUAAUACUUUUGAAAGUAGCUUUGAUCCUAGGCAUUGAGAUCCACGUCAAUGUGGAAUUCCGAGGACUUGUGGAGCCUCCUGAGGAUCAAGAAAAUGAACGGAUAGGUUGGCGGGCCCUGGUGCACCCCAAAACGCACCCUGUGUCAGAAUAUGAGUUUGAAGUGAUCAUCGGCGGAGAUGGCCGCAGGAAUACCUUGGAAGGAUUUCGUCGGAAAGAAUUCCGUGGCAAAUUGGCCAUUGCCAUUACAGCGAAUUUUAUUAACCGAAAUACAACAGCAGAAGCCAAAGUGGAAGAAAUCAGUGGUGUGGCUUUUAUAUUCAACCAAAAAUUUUUCCAGGAACUGAGGGAAGCCACAGGGAUCGACCUGGAGAACAUUGUCUACUACAAAGAUGAUACACACUACUUCGUUAUGACUGCCAAGAAGCAGAGCUUACUGGACAAAGGGGUGAUACUGCAUGACUACGCUGACACGGAGCUCUUGCUCUCCCGGGAGAAUGUGGACCAGGAGGCCCUGCUGAGCUACGCCCGGGAGGCAGCCGACUUCUCCACCCAGCAGCAGCUGCCGUCGCUGGACUUCGCCAUCAACCACUACGGGCAGCCUGACGUAGCCAUGUUCGACUUCACGUGCAUGUACGCCUCCGAGAACGCGGCCCUGGUGCGGGAGCACAACGGGCACCAGCUGCUGGUGGCUCUGGUGGGGGACAGCCUCCUGGAGCCUUUUUGGCCAAUGGGAACAGGAAUAGCCCGGGGCUUUCUGGCUGCUAUGGACUCAGCCUGGAUGGUGCGUAGCUGGUCUCUGGGGACGAGCCCCUUGGAAGUCCUGGCAGAGAGGGAAAGCAUUUAUAGGUUGCUGCCUCAGACCACCCCUGAGAACGUGAGCAAGAACUUCAGCCAGUACAGCAUUGACCCCGUCACCAGAUACCCCAAUGUGAAUGUCAACUUUCUCCGGCCAAGCCAGGUGCGCCAUCUGUAUGAUACUGGAGACACAAAAGAUGUUCAUUUGGAGAUGGAGAACCUUGUGAAUUCCCGAACCACCCCAAAGCUGGCCCGCAACGAGUCUGUGGCUCGUUCCAGCAAGCUGCUGGGUUGGUGCCAGCGGCAGACAGACGGCUAUGCCGGGGUGAACGUGACGGACCUCACCAUGUCGUGGAAGAGCGGCCUGGCCCUGUGUGCCAUCAUACACAGAUACCGCCCUGACCUGAUAGAUUUUGACUCUUUGGAUGAGCAGAAUGUGGAGAAGAAUAACCAGCUGGCCUUCGAUAUUGCUGAGAAAGAGCUGGGCAUUUCUCCCAUCAUGACAGGCAGAGAGAUGGCCUCAGUGGGGGAGCCGGACAAGCUGUCCAUGGUGAUGUACCUGACCCAGUUCUACGAGAUGUUCAAGGACUCGCUCCCCUCCCGAGAUGCCUCAGACCUGAAUGCGGAGGAGAGGGCUGUCCUAAUAGCCAGCACCAAGUCCCCCAUCUCCUUCCUGAGCAAACUUGGGCAGACCAUUUCUCGGAAGCGCUCCCCCAAGGACAAGAAGGAAAAAGACUUGGAUGGUGCUGGGAAGAGGAGAAAGACCAGCCAGUCAGAGGAGGAGGACACACCCCGGGGCCACAGAGGAGGAAGGCCCACCCUAGUGAGCACGCUGACCGACCGGAGGAUGGACGUGGCCCUCGGCAACCAGAACAAAGUGAAGUACAUGGCAACCCAGCUGCUGGCCAAGUUUGAGGAGAAUGCGCCCCCACAGUCUGUGGGUGUGAGGAGACAGCCGACACAGGAGCAUGGGGUCAGCCAGCCGUCCCGCUGCCUGCCCGAGCAGGGUCGCUCUGCUCCCACCCCCCAGUGGAAACAGCGACGGGACAAGGAGCGUUCUCGGACCUGCCCCAAAAAAGUGGUCACCCUCUCUCCUCCCCCUACUCCGCCUCCCUGUCGGGCACGUGGCGGCCAGCAGACACACAGGGAUCUUGAUGCCGACAGCCGUGGCAAGCAGAGCCCCCAGCACGAGAGGCCAGAGCCUGAGCCUUCGCGUCGAUUUUUUGUCGAUCAGUGGGAGCUUUCUCUAAGCCUCCGCUCCGCCAGCCGCCCUGCUUCUCCCUCCUCCGACUCCCUCCGACAGAAGUAUAUAAAGAUGUACACGGGCGGAGUGAGCUCAUUGGCUGAGCAGAUAGCCAAUCAGCUUCAAAGGAAAGAACAACCCAAAACCCUUCUAGACAAGAAGGAACUGGGCUCCAUAAAGAAGGAGUUCCCACAGAACGUAGGAGGCAGCGACACCUGCUAUUUCUGCCAGAAGCGGGUCUACGUGAUGGAGCGGCUGAGCGCCGAGGGCAAGUUCUUCCACCGGAGCUGCUUCAAGUGUGAGCACUGCGCCACCACCCUGCGCCUGUCGGCCUAUGCCUACGCCCUCGAGGACGGUAAAUUCUACUGCAAGCCACACUACUGUUACCGGCUGUCUGGCCCUGCGCAGAGGAAGAGACCGGCAGGGGCGCCUCUGUCUGGAAAGGAGGCCCGGGGACCCCUGCAGGACAGCCCCGCCGCAGACGCCAGCGGACGGCCCAGCACCAGUGCCAGCCCGGCCGAGAGAAGCCCAGGCCCAAGCGUGAAUGGCCUGGAGGAGCCUAGCGUCGCCAAGAGACUGCGGGGCACCCCGGAAAGGAUCGAGCUGGAGAACUACCGGCUGUCGGUGCGGCAGGCGGAGGGACUGGAGGAGGUGCCCGAGGAGACGCAGGCUGAGCACAACCUGAGCAGUGUGCUGGACACGGGGACGGAGGAGGACGCGGCCAGCAGCAGUUCGGAGUCGGAGAUGGAGGAGGAGGAGCCCCCUCUGCCCACCUCAGACCUGGGCGGUGUUCCCUGGAAGGAGGCUGUGAGGAUCCAUGCGCUCCUGAGAGGGAAGAGUGAAGAGGAGCUGGAGGCCUCCAGGAGCUUCGGGGCCGGGGAGGAGGAUGAGGAAGACGAGGAGGAGGAGGAGGAGGAGGAGGAGGAAGAUGAGGACGAGGAGGACGAGGACGAGUCUAGUGAAGUCGGGAGCCCGAGGAGGCUGCAGCAGCUGCUGAACCCGGCCGAUCCGCUGGAGAUCCAGGCCGACGUGCACUGGACGCAUAUCCGUGAGAGCCAGGAGGAGCGCCCGGCGCUGGCGCCCGAGUCCCCCCUUCCCGGAGUGCCCGGCCUCCCAUCCGUCCGCCGAGCAGCAGUACAGGCCUGGCUGGAGUCGGUCUCCGGAGUCCAGUUCGAUGAGGAUGACCUGGAGGGAGACGUGGACUCGGAACCAGCAGAGAUCGAAGGGGAGGCAGUGGAGAAUGGAGACGCGGGGGACACCGGCGCCGAGCUGGAUGACGAUCAGCACUGGUCGGAUGACAUCCCGUCCGAGGCUGACACGGAGCUGCACCGGCCGGUAGUGGGAGCAGAGCUGGAGCUGAGGGUGUCUGACGGUGAGGAGGAGCCACCGCUGGCCUCAGCAGGGCACCCAGAAAGAGGUCCCUCCCGAGUCUCCAGCCCCACCCGGUCCCCCGAGGAGCCCACGGGCCUGUCCUCUCCAGCCCGCAGCCCCGGGGCACAGAGCGCCCGUCCCCCCCUUGCCGCUGUGGCCGCUGGGGUAGGGUCACCCACCGAGAGCCCUCUGCUGGAGCCCUCGACCCCGCCAGCGGAGCCCGAAGCUCGCCCUCCCAUCCGAUCGCAGCCUGAAGCCAGGACGCCGCCCUCACCUGCCAGCCCCCAGCGCCAGUCUCCGCCUACCCAACUGCCCAUCUGCUCCCAGCCUCAGCCGUCCCCUGAGGCCACCGUGCCGUCCCCCACCCUGUCCCCCAUCCGCUCCCAGCCCGUGCCGGCCAGAACCUCCACCCCUCUGGCCCCCCUCCCCAUGAAGAACCAAGGGGUCACCAAGGACACACUGGGUAGCCCCCUCCCUGGGGACGAGGCCCUGAAACGCAGCGACCUGGUGGCUGAGUUCUGGAUGAAGAGUGCCGAGAUCCGCCGCAGCCUGGGGCUCACGCCUGUGCACCGGAGCCCGGGGUCUGAGCCCGCCUUCCAGUCCCCACCCCUGAAGGCCUAUCCAGCAGAGAAGGGCCCCCAGAGCGAGGGGCUCCGGCUCCUAAAACCCCCGCCUGUCCCCAGGAAGCUGGGGCUGCCCGCGGCCGAGGGGGCCCAGCCCUGCCCGCCCACCCCUGUGUCCCCACCCGACAGGGAGCCCAAGGGCCCCCGGGAGGAGCACAGAGACCUGUCCAGCAGCUCGGGACUGGGCCUGCAGGGCAGCUCAUCCCGCACCAGGACGCCGGGCAGCCAGAGCUUCAACACCUCUGACUCCACCAUGCUCACGCCCCCUUCCAGCCCGCCGCCCCCGCCGCCUGACGAGGAGCCCGCUACCCUUCACAGGAAGCCAGCCCUGGCAGGGCAGCCUGUGGCCUCGGCGCCCCCACCCCCGGCUGUCGGUGUGAGGCCCCCGCGGGAGCCCGCCCAGCCCCCUCAGGAGGAGGCGCGGAAGUCUUUCGUGGAGAGCGUGGAUGAGAUCCCUUUUGCGGACGACGUGGAGGACACGUAUGACGACAACACGUGUGACGACCGCACAGAGGACUCAAGUCUGCAGGAGACCUUCUUCACACCCCCCUCCCACUGGCCCCACCGCAAGCAGCCCUUGGCUCCGGAGAAUGGCCGGGGGCUGGAGAGUGGGGUCCCACUGCAGAAGCGGGGGCUGCCGCUGGUCUCGGCCGAGGCCAAGGAGCUGGCGGCUGAGCGCAUGCGGGCCCGGGAGAAGUCGGUGCGGAGCCAGGCACUGAGGGAUGCCAUGGCCAGGCAGCUGAGCAGGAUGAAGGAGAUGGACAUAGCAGCUGCAGCCCCCAGGACCCCUGCACCCCGCAGAGCUGCUGCCGUGCCCUCCAAGGGCCCCGAGGAGCUUGCCUCAAGGCACGAAGCCACGAGUGAGGAGGUGCUAUCCCCUCCCUCGGACUCAGGGGGUCCGGAAGGCUCGGUCACCUCAUCAGAGGGUUCCAGCGGGAAGAGCAAGAAGAGGUCGUCCCUCUUCUCUCCUCGGAGAAGCAAGAAAGAGAAGAAGCCCAAAGGCGAGGGCCGGCCGCUGGAGAGGCCCAGCCCCGGCACUCUGGAGGAAGCGGCCGCCAAGCCCAGGUCUCUGUGGAAGUCCGUCUUCUCUGGGUACAGGAAGGACAAGAAAAAGAAGAGCGAUGGCCAGUCCUGCCCCAGCACCCCUUCCAGCGGGACCGCAGUGGACGCCGGCAAGCCCAGGGCAUCUCCCAUCUCAAGAGCAGAGCUGCGGACCCGGCGCCAGCUGAGCUGCUCGGAGGACUCGGACCUCUCCAGCGAUGACGUCCUCGAGCGGACCUCCCAGAAGUCCAGAAAAGAGCCGAGAACUUACACGGAGGAGGAGCUGAACGCCAAGCUGACCCGGCGUGUGCAGAAGGCAGCUCGGAGGCAGGCCAAGCAGGAGGAGCUGAAACGGCUACACCGCGCCCAGAUCAUCCAGCGGCAGCUGGAGCAGGUGGAGGAAAAGCAGCGGCAGCUGGAGGAGAGGGGGGUCGCCGUGGAGAAGGCGCUGCGCGGGGAAGCAGUUGAGCCCAGUGGCGGGACUCCACGGCGUAGACCUCUCUCCUUCUGCCCUUGCUGUGUCCAGGAAGGCAUGGGCAAGAAGGACGACCCCAAGCUGAUGCAGGAGUGGUUCAAGCUGGUGCAGGAGAAGAACGCUAUGGUGCGCUACGAGUCGGAGCUGAUGAUCUUUGCUCGGGAGCUGGAGCUGGAGGACCGGCAGAGCCGGCUGCAGCAGGAGCUCCGCGAGCGGAUGGCGGUGGAAGACCACCUGAAGACGGAGGAGGAGCUGGCGGAGGAGAAGAGGAUCCUGAACGAGAUGCUGGAGGUGGUGGAGCAGAGAGACGCCCUGGUGGCCCUGCUGGAGGAGCAGCGGCUGCGGGAGAAGGAGGAGGACAAGGACCUGGAGGCCGCCAUGCUGUCCAAGGGCUUCAGCCUGCACUGGUCGUGAGCGCCCGCCCAGCCCUGGCCAGUCUGCGCACUGCCCAGAACCCCCUCCUGGACCCCAGGUCUGAGAGGGCCUGGCGCCUCCGGGGAGUUUGCACUCCGGUCCACAUGGCUCUGAGAAGGGUUCAGGCAUCCGAGCUAUGGGGAGCCCUGGGUGGAGCUGGUUGUCCAGCGGCUCAGCCUCCUUGGAGGAAGCCCCCUGCCCGCCCACUCCAGAGCGCGAGACUGUGGGGGCGUGCCCAGGGAAGGUGCUGGGAGGAUGCAGUGACCACGCUCCCCUGGCACCAUGCAGAAGUGGACGAGAAGCCCAGCCCACACCCCAGGCCUCCUGGCCGUGCCCUGCGGCUGCUGCAUUUGCUUUUAAUUCACAACACUGGAAAAUACUGACUUUGGGGUUGGGCGGGGCCCCGAGUUCUGGCCCCGCCAGCAGGCUGGCCUUGUCAUGGACGCCUCACAGCAGGUAGGAGGCCGUCCUCUACGCCUGGUUCCUGUGCUUGCACCAAACGAGGCUGACAGCCUGGGAGAUGCAGCCUCUGGGGACCCUCUUUGUCAAUUAACUUAUUUUUUUAUACUUGAAGCAGCUUCACUUUUGUAUCUUUACUGGGACCCUGAUGCUCCGGCACCCGGGUCGGGGCAUGGAGCUGAGUCCCAGCUGAUCGCGCUGCCCUCCAUUCAUCACCCCCUUCUUCCUGGGGCUGACCGGAGCCUUCCUGUCAGAGAGACCCCGUGUGGGCCCCAGUGCGCUGCUCCCGUCCCCUGUGCCUGGCCCCAGGGGUCUGUGUCUGCACCGCUCACUCAUCAAGGAUGUACUUGAGCUGCUGGAGGCCAGGCUGCUGGCCAGGUACCGCUCGGAAUCCUCCCUGUUGAAAUCCCGGGUCCUUAGGACCCGUGUUUUUCCCCGUUUUGGAGCCAAGGUCUCAUCUCCCACACUGACUGAAGACGGUUUAGGCCACGGCACCAGCGUGAGGGACCCUGCUUGGUGAGGCCCGGACCCAGCAGCUGGAGCUGCGGUGACAACACACAGAUGGGACGCUGGUCGGGGAGUCACCAGACAGACACACACACACACAGACACACACACAGACACACACGGCAGCCUCUGCCCAGCCCCCUGCUCAACGCCUCUUCGUGGGGAGGCACGGAAUGAGAAGCACCAUGGAGCCAGCUCGGGCCGCGGUUCGGCCAGAGGCUGACCGUGUCAAGCUCCCAGAGCGGUCAGAAUCUGCGGCGGCCGUGUCCUUCUGCAGAGGAGCUCGGUCGGUACCGGGCCUGUCCUGAGGCCCUCCAGCCCACCUGGUGGAGCAGGACAUGCUGGAAAGGGAGGCUGCAAGGGCAGGAUGAGGGGCAUCCACACCAGCCUCGGAACGUCCUUGGGGAACCACAUCGUGCCUCAACUUGAACACAUUCAUUCUCACUGCAAAGGAGCAGAGAACUGUCUUCUUCUUGAGUCUGUCCCAAAGCUGUCAUCUGUCACCCCCUGGAAUCCAGGGGGCUCAUGGCUCAGACCCUCGCUUCCUGCUUGUUGAAGCAGAGCCUCUAUUUCUGUUCUCCUUUCUUAACGGGAGCAGAGGGUAUUCUCUUAGAUUCCACCUUUAAACCCCAGCCUUCCGAUAAAGCUGGGCUUGGGGCAGGAUUCAUCGCCUGUGUGGCCUUUGCCAGCCCUUCCCACCCGCCACCCGGUGCACCAUGACUGCCAGGCCCAUCCCGCGAGCCCCUGCCCACCCAGGACAAGGACGUGUUUAUGAAGUAGCCAGAAGGGACGUGGCACCGCCCCGCGGAAGCGCACCGUGCCUGCCAACAUGGGGAAGGCCCAGAGCUGCAGAGAAGCUCAGAAACACUCCCCAGCUCCCUUCCGCGGCGCUGCACCUUCAGGCUCCAGUAGAGCACUUUUUCCGAAUGCUCCGUUUCAUAACCACUAGUGAGCAGGUUGUUGUAGUGCCUGCUGACAGGCUGCUGCGGCUUCCAGCUCUGGGAACGUACGGCUCCUGUCCCACCCCCAUGCGGGCAGGGCUGCAGGAAGUCUCCCGCUGCAGCGCUGGAUGUGAGCGAGCCCAGGCCAAGGCCAAGGGCCCAGCCUGCUCACACGGUGUAUUCUGGCCUUCUCCCCAGGAGCCAUUCUCCAGCUGCCCUGACCAGCGAUGAGAGGCUAUUCCCAAUCUUUUCAAAGAGCAGAUUUUUUUCAGUAGGGCAGAAAGUGGAGUUUACAGAAAACAACUUUUAGAGGUGGGAACAACUGACCUACAAAGGGGAAUGGGCCAUUUUAUGCGCAAUAAAAGUUUCUAAAGGAAA
Capra hircus (goat) is the source of this 9249-nucleotide messenger RNA. It is a transcript of the gene MICAL3, whose product is annotated as microtubule associated monooxygenase, calponin and LIM domain containing 3. The coding region runs from base 512 to 6964 and encodes 2150 amino acids. The transcript has 40 exons. The record is from RefSeq and is a predicted model, not a curated record. NCBI's taxonomy places the organism in Eukaryota, Metazoa, Chordata, Mammalia, Artiodactyla, Bovidae. Gene Ontology annotation, molecular function: FAD binding; protein binding.